CAACCGUAUCUCAUAUGGAAUCCAACCUAGCCGAGAAUCCCUUCCUGGUCAUCAGUCGCUGGUCCCCUAAUCUUUCACUGCAAGAUACAAGCUGCUACGCCUUUUCUAAAAGUUCCGCUUACGAGCAUCUUUGAUGUCCAGUUUGAAGGCCAUUUCAAACCACCAUGAUCGUGACGGCAGCUACCGGAAAAAUGUCAAUAUGUGCAGUUCGAGCACCUCUUCUACGGCGAUCAUUCCUCCCAAAUCUCGGUGCGCGAAGCCUUCUGUCGACUCUGGCUCUUCUUGAACAGAGGGGUGGACAGCUCAACCGUGGAUCCCUAAGUGCUGUAUCGGCAGCAAAGAAACUGGGUGGUCCAGUCCAUGGGUUUUUGGCUGGCGAGAACGUCACAGGCGCUGCCGAGGAAGCUGCCAAAGUCCAUGGGAUCGAGAAGAUCCUGGCCGUCGAUAAUGAAGCUUACGAAAAAGGACUCCCCGAGAACUUCGCACCCCUACUUGCGGAGAACAUAAAGAAAGGCGGUUAUACCCAUGUCAUUGCUAGUCACACCGCCUUCGGGAAGAAUCUUAUGCCCCGCGUGGCAGCUUUGCUUGACCUACAGCAGAUCUCCGACGUAGUGGAUAUUGCAGACGAAAGCUCGUUUGUUCGCCCGAUCUACGCUGGCAACGCCAUAGCAACUGUGGAGUCCAUGGACCCUAUCAAGGUCAUCACCAUUCGAGGCACGGCGUUCCCGGCCUCUGAAGGCUCAAGUGGAACAGCAGCGGUAGUGAAGGGAGUUGACCCCCAACAGGGCUCUUCCACCGAAUGGGUAUCCGAAGAAUUGACAAAGUCAGAUCGGCCCGAACUUUCUACAGCUAGCAAGGUCGUCUCUGGCGGCAGGGGACUCAAGUCGAAGCAAGACUUCGAUAAUGUCAUUCUUCCACUGGCAGAUGCGUUGGGCGCGGCCGUAGGCGCAUCAAGAGCCGCCGUCGAUAGCGGCUAUGCCGACAACAGCCUCCAGGUCGGGCAGACAGGAAAAGUGGUAGCGCCCCAGCUAUACAUGGCAGUGGGAAUCUCAGGGGCUAUUCAGCAUCUGGCUGGAAUGAAGGACAGCAAGGUCAUUGCAGCUAUCAACAAAGACGCCGAUGCCCCGAUUUUCCAGGUCGCUGACGUCGGACUAGUUGGCGACUUGUUCCAAAAGGUUCCCGAGUUGACAGAGAAGCUAAAGCCAUAGGCUUUCUAAGAUAGGUACAUAAUGCUACAGAGUAUACGAUGACAAAGCGCCAUGUCCUCGGGAGACAGUUUG
Sodiomyces alkalinus F11 is the source of this 1280-nucleotide messenger RNA. RefSeq names its product electron transfer flavo protein subunit alpha. The record is from RefSeq and is a predicted model, not a curated record. Gene Ontology annotation, molecular function: electron transfer activity; flavin adenine dinucleotide binding. NCBI's taxonomy places the organism in Eukaryota, Fungi, Ascomycota, Sordariomycetes, Glomerellales, Plectosphaerellaceae. The transcript has 2 exons. Gene Ontology annotation, cellular component: mitochondrion. The coding region runs from base 165 to 1208 and encodes 347 amino acids.